AUUUACAGGAAUAACUGAUGCUCAAAGUGAAAAUCAGGUUAGUAAGAAACCCAAGAAAGUGAUGAAGCCCUGAGCUUCACCCUCACAGCUGCUGCUGCUGCUGGCAGUGAACUCAGCACUGAAGACCAACCUUCUUCACUGUGUGAGGAGACGGGGAGAGAUUAUUUCUGGUGGUUUGGAAGCCUUUGAAAGAUACAUGUUUUAAUUGUCAUCACGGAAGGGCUUUUUUGGCAAACUACUGAUAGAGUUGCUUUUAAAAGGGGUUCAAUCUUUCCUGAGCCACUUUGGAGGGUCUAAAGUUUUGAGCUGAUAAACAUCUUCCCUUUAUGUGAAUUAAAGCUUGGAACGUUCAUUCAUAAUAUGAAGAUGUUGCUGACUUUGUUCCUCUUCCUUAUUGGGAGUCAAACUUCAGUAACUCAGACACCUGCCCCUACAUCUGCAGAUAUUGUCCUUUUGGUUGACAGCUCUAAUAGCCUGGGAAAAAAGGCGUUCCCCUCUAUGAAGGCUUUUAUUAGCAAAAUGAUCAGUCAUCUAACAGCGACUCCUAACCAAUACCGUAUUGCACUUGCCCAGUACAGUGAUGAUUUGCACACUGAAUUUCUGUUGGACACCUAUAAAGCAAAGAACCCAAUGCUGAACCAUGUCAAAAAGAACGUUGUAUUCAAGGGUGGUUCAGUAAAAACUGGCAAUGCCCUUCGAAAAGUUCACAGAACCUAUUUCAAAGGACCAGCUAGCGGAAGAGACAAAGAACAAAUUUUGGUAGUCUUGACUUCAGGGGCAUCAGAGGAUGCUGUAGUAGAGCCUGCCAAGAUCUUGAAAAGCAAUGGGGUAAAAAUCAUAGCCAUGGGGAUUCAGGAUGUUUCUCCUCAAGAACUGCAGUCAAUGGCUACACCUCAAUUUUCUUAUAAAUUUCGCACAGUGAGGGAUCUCAGUAUGUCUUCUCAAAACAUGACCAAGAUCAUUGAGGAUGUUAUUCAAACAGAUAUUAAUGGCAUAAUACCAACAGAUAUAAUUGAGAGUGUUCCUGAGAAAGAAGUUUGUAAUUCUGUUGCUGACGUUGUGUUCAUAGUAGAUGAGGGUGUUUCAAAACCAAAAUCUGAAGAUAUUAAAAAUUUCCUGCAAAAUACAGUCUCCAUUCUUGAUGUGAAGAAGAACUGUACAAAGAUUGGCCUAGUGACAUAUAGCAGUGAGCCACACCUGUUAUCUUUAUUGAGCAAAGAAACAAACAAAACUGCUAUUCUGCAGAAAAUAAAGGGCUUUUCUCCGAGGGAAGGAAAGGCCAACACCGGUGCUGCCAUUAAUGCUACAAGGAAAAAUGUCUUCAGUGUAAAAUUUGGAAGCAGAAAGGCCCAAGGAGUAGAGCAAAUAGCCAUUCUGAUCACCCACAGACGCUCUGAAGACAACGUAAGUGAGGCAGCUCGUGAUCUUCGGAGAGCUGGUGUGACUGUAUUCACCAUAGGCAUUGAAAAUGCUGACGACACCCAGCUAACCCAGAUAGCAUCAUAUCCUCAACAGCAAUAUGUUACUAAGCUGACGGCAUUUUCUGACCUGCCAGAACAAGCCGGAACUUUACAAAAGAAACUCUUGAAUCAAAUUCAGGACAAGCUGUAUGUCCAGACUGAAAGAAGAGAACUACUUAAAACAGGAUGUAUGGACACAGAGGAAGCUGAUAUUUAUGUGCUCAUUGAUGGCUCAACAAGCAUUCAUCCUAAUGACUUCGGAGACAUCAAAAAAUUUUUGAAGGAAGUGGUUAAGAUGUUUAACAUAGGGCCGAAUAAAGUUCGCUUUGGAGCUGUGCAGUACUCACAUGUCAAAAGACUGGAGUUUGAACUUCAUGAAUACAGCAAAACAAACGAUUUAGAGACUGCCAUUGACAACAUUAGGCAAAUAUAUGGGAAUACCUAUAUUGGAGAAGCUUUGACUUUCAUGCAGCCACUGUUUAAAAACGCAAGGGAGCAGAGAGCCGGCAGGGUGCCUUGUCACCUCAUUGUCCUAACCGAUGGGGAGUCACAUGACAGUGUGAAGGAGCCUGCUGAGAGCCUGAGGAAUGAGAAGGUUAAUAUUUAUGCCAUUGGUGUAAAAGAAGCAAAUGAAGGACAGCUACAUGAGAUUGCAGGGUCAGAGAGCAGGACUUUCUUUGUGCAUGAGUUUGACUCUUUGAAAAACAUAAAAAAUGAAAUUGUUCAAGGGAUCUGUUCUGGAGAAGCCUGCAGAGAAAUGACAGCUGACAUCAUGUUUCUAGUGGACAGUUCUGGAAGCAUAGGACCAGAGAACUUUUUGAAAAUGAAAAACUUUAUGAGAGAACUGGUGAACAAAUCUGACAUCAGCGCAGACCGAGUGCAGGUUGGGGCCGUCCAGUUCAGUGGCACAAACAAGGAAGAGUUCCAGCUUGACCGAUACUCUUCAAAAAGUGACAUUUUCAGUGCUAUUGAUAGAAUGUCUCUUAUAGGGGAAAAUACACUAACAGGAAGCGCAUUGACAUUUGUGGCUGAUUAUUUCAAGCCUGCCAAAGGUGCGCGUCCCGCUGUCAAAAAGAUUCUUAUCCUCAUAACAGAUGGGGAAGCGCAGGAUGAAGUAAAAAGUCCAGCAAGAGGCCUACGUGAUCAAGGUGUUGUUAUCUAUUCUAUUGGGGUGUUUAAUGCAAAUAAAACUCAGCUGGAAGAGAUUAGUGGGAAGCCUGAGCUGGUUUUUUACGUUGAGAAGUUUGAUAUUCUGAAGCACAUAGAAGAUGAGAUCAUCUUUGGAAUAUGCAGGCCUCAUGAGGAAUGCAAAAGGAUAGAAAGAUUAGAUGUUGUGUUUGUGAUAGAUGGAUCUGGGAGCAUAAGUCCCUUGCAAUACCAAACCAUGAAAGACUUCAUGAUUGCCUUGGUGAAGAAAUCUGAUGUCGCUCCAGAUAGAGUUCAGUUUGGAGCUGUAAAAUAUUCUGAUGAACCGGAAACGUUUUUCUACCUUAAUAAGUACACAGCAAAAUCCGAGAUUGUUGAGGCUAUCCAGAAUGACUUAACUAAAGGAGGUUCAACGUAUACGGCCAAGGCAAUUGACUAUUCGGAAGCUCUGUUUGCUCAGGAGCACGGCAGCCGCAAAAGCAAGGGAGUUCCACAGAUUCUUAUAGUGAUAACAGACGGUGAGUCGCAUGAUAAAGCACAGCUUGGUGACACAGCCAAGAGAUUAAGAGACAAUGGAAUUAUUAUCUAUGCUGUUGGGAUAGAAGGAGCAAAACCUGAUGAGCUUUUGGCCAUGGCCGGAUCAGAAGACAAAUAUUACUAUGUGGGUACAUUUGAAGGACUCAAAAACACAUCUAUAGCAAUAUCAGAAAAAAUAUGUGAUGAUUCAAAACCAGAGUGUGAAAUUCAAGCAGACCUUGUUUUCUUGAUUGAUGGUUCCAAUAGUAUACAACCAAAUGACUUCACCAGGAUGAAGAAUUUCUUGAAAGAUAUAAUAGAUCAGAUUGAUUAUGAGCACAAUGUUGAAAUUGGCAUUGCCCAGUACAGUGAUGGGUAUAAAAGAGAAUUCAGCCUGGGUGCUUUUCAGAGCAAAUCAGAACUGAACAUUCAAAUUCAGAACAUUAAACAGAUGACAGGAACUCGCACUUUAAUUGGAGCUGCACUUAGGAAGGUGAAGGAAUUCUUUGCACCAGCACGCAGCAGAAGAGUAACAAGAAAUGUCCAGCCAGUUUUGCUGGUAGUCACUGACGGGAAGUCGUUUGAUGAUGUUGCUGAACCAGCAGAAUAUCUGAGAAGGGAAGGUGUUCAUGUAUAUGCUAUAGGAGUUGGGGAUAUUGAUCACUCACAGCUCAUGCAAAUAGCUGGCGUCUCAGAAAGGAAGUACACUGUUCAUGAUUUCAAAGAGCUGAAGAUUAUUAAAAAACGACUAGUUGAUGACCUAUGUAAACCUGUUGUUCCUACAACUUGUUUUGUGGAUAUUGUUAUGGGAUUUGACAUCUCCUCACAAAAGAGAGGUGACCAUUUAUUCCAUGGACAGUACCAGCUGAAAGCAUAUCUUCCUGACAUUCUAAAAGCUCUCACAUCCCUAAGCAGUCUGAGUUGCAAUGUAGGGACAAAGACACAGAGCAGUGUGGCUGUUUACCUGAACAACACAGUUACACCCGUGUCUUCAAAGUUCCAAUUUGACAGUGAGAAAAUACUGAACAACCUGAGAAAUAUCAUGAUUGACCAACCAUCUCAUCUCAAUGGCAACUUCCUGGAGUCACUCUGGAAAACAUUUCCAAGCAAAGCUGAUGAUCAAAAUAGAAAGAAGGUUUUACUUGUGUUUUCAGAUGGUUUGGAUGAAGAUGUAGAAGAACUUGAACAAAAGUCAGAAGAACUCAGAAAAAAAGGAUUGGAUGCACUGAUAACUGUUGUUCUGGAAGGAGCCUCUAAAUUUGAUGAGCUUCAGUACAUUGAGUUUGGAAAAGGAUUUGAAUACAUGACUCAAUUAACUAUUGGCAUGAGAAAUAUUGCCAAAGCAGUGUCCAAGUAUGUGACUAACGUUGCUGAAAGGACGUGCUGCGCUGUUUUUUGCAAGUGCAUUGGGGAGGAAGGUGGAAUGGGACUCCGAGGGAAACAAGGAAAUAAAGGAUCUAAAGGUAUAGAAGGCAGUCGAGGACACUUAGGAGAAGAGGGAGAGCCGGGUUCAAGAGGACUGCCUGGACCAAUGGGAGAGCAAGGGAAUAAGGGAUGUGAUGGUAGUAAAGGUCCUAAAGGAUACCAAGGAAUACCUGGUAAAAAGGGAGAUGAUGGGGACAACGGGAUUGAUGGAAUUACUGGAGAGCAGGGAUCACUUGGGUAUCCAGGAAAGGCAGGAGAAAAGGGAGACCAAGGCUACAUGGGCAGUCCAGGGUCAAGAGGACUCCCUGGUGAGCGUGGUGAGAGGGGCUUACAAGGAGAUCCUGGUAACCCUGGAUUGGACAAUGACAUAGUAGGGUUCAAAGGUUCAAAAGGAGAACAGGGAAGACAGGGUGAAAGAGGACCAAAGGGCUCACCAGGGUCACCAGGCUCUCAGAGAACCACAGGAGCAAAGGGUCGAAGAGGAACACCAGGUCCGCAGGGGGAGGAAGGAGCUCCUGGCUCACAGGGCUUUCCAGGAAAACCAGGAUUUCAAGGAUCCCAGGGACAAAGAGGAAUUGUAGGUGUGAAUGGAGAGAAAGGAAGUGAAGGAAGUAAAGGUCUUCAGGGUAAAUGGGGAGCUGCGGGUCCAAAAGGGAGUCCUGGCAGUCCUGGAAUGAGAGGAAAUAAAGGAGAAUAUGGUGAUCCUGGAGAGAGAGGACAGAGAGGGCCGCCAGGUCAACGGGGAAUGCAGGGAGAAGAUGGUGCUACGGGAUAUGGUGGACCAGGAAAGAAAGGAGAGAAGGGACAAGAAGGAUUCACCGGAGAUAUUGGACUGAAGGGUGAAAUUGGAGAAAAGGGAGUUCCAGGAGAACUUGGACCAAAAGGAAUCAGAGGAAAAAUGGGUGUUGCAGGUUAUCCUGGUGAGAAGGGAAUUCCAGGAGACAGGGGACCUCUGGGACCCAGGGGCGCUAAAGGAACAAUGGGACUGCACCCUUUUCCCCCAUGUGAACUCAUUGACUACGUGCGCAGACACAGCCGUAAGUACUGUAUCUUGCUUUAUAAAAUUGCCUCACCCAAAGGGUCAGCACUAGAAGUGAUAUUUUAGGGAAAGAAAAUAAAG
Molecule: messenger RNA, 5667 nt
Organism: Caretta caretta (loggerhead turtle)
Lineage: Eukaryota; Metazoa; Chordata; Testudines; Cheloniidae
Source: RefSeq, a predicted model, not a curated record